Molecule: messenger RNA, 246 nt
Organism: Microthlaspi erraticum
Lineage: Eukaryota; Viridiplantae; Streptophyta; Magnoliopsida; Brassicales; Brassicaceae
Source: the annotation of a GenBank genome assembly
AUGGUUCCUCCGGCUAAGAAAUUCAUCAACAACCCAAACGAUGUGGUAACCGAGUUCAUAGAGGGUCUCGUCGAAACUUAUCCUAGACUUCAGUAUUUGGAUGGCCUUCCUGAGGUCAAAGUUGUGCUACGGGCUGAUGUCUCGGCUGCAAAUUAUGACAAGGUUGCCGUUAUAUCAGGAGGUGGAAGUGGGCAUGAACCAGCACAAGAUGGGUACGUUGGAGAAGGAAUGCUUACAGCCGCUUAG